GGAAGACUCCACAACUAAGGAUAUAACAGCGUCACGCCGGGACAGCAACCUCCCACUGUUUCUUUGGAGCGUAAACCUUCCCGGUUUAGCUUCACAAGAUGGACCUGAGGGUAACAAGCAUUCUCCUCGUCCUCCUAGCUUUGGCUGAGGCAACCCCUGACAGGUACUACCAUGUGCCAAAAGUGGCCAAGACUCCCUAUCCCGUCAAGAGUCAUGCCGUCGUAGGGGAGACAGGUCCUCAAGGUCCUCCAGGUGAGCCAGGACCAAUGGGACCACCUGGACCUCCUGGAAAGAGUGGUGUAGGACAUACUGGACCAAAAGGCCCACCAGGACCUCCUGGACCCCCUGGCUACUCCCAAGCAGGUAAACCUGGUCCCCCAGGUGGCCAUGGAAAACCAGGUAGCCCUGGUAUUCCUGGUGAGAGAGGUGCAACUGGUGCAACUGGACCAAUGGGUCCCAGAGGUGCACCUGGUACGCCUGGAACACCUGGACCUGCUGGACUUUCUUCUGUUGGAAAACCUGGACCUGCUGGCUUCCCUGGGUCAAUGGGACCAAGAGGAGAGCCUGGUCUGAAGGGACAUCCUGGUAUUCCUGGUCUUCCUGGCGCCAAAGGAGAGAGAGGCAUUGGAGUUCCUGGGGUUCAAGGACCAUCAGGCCCAGUUGGACCAAUGGGCCCAUCUGGUAUGCCAGGCAAACCUGGAGAAGGUAAAACUGGUGCCCCUGGCUAUCCUGGAGAACCUGGCAAAAGUGGCUCGCCAGGAAGAGAUGGUAGUCCUGGGCCAAUGGGUAUGCCAGGGCCAAAGGGUCACACAGGUGCUCCAGGCACAGGAGCACCAGGUAAACCAGGUCAGAAUGGUACCCCAGGUAUGCCUGGACCUAUGGGGGCUAAAGGUCCACAGGGUCCUGCUGGUCAGCCAGGCUCCCCUGGCAUGCCAGGUGUUGGAAAAACGGGUGAACCUGGAAUACCAGGUAGCAGAGGUGCUCCUGGUACUUCAGGAACCACUGGUCAGAAAGGAGAGCCAGGCCCAACUGGUUUUACUGGUCAACCAGGUGCUCCUGGUCCUAUUGGCCCAGCUGGUCCACAAGGUGCAAGAGGGUUCCAAGGUGAGGCAGGCCCACAAGGACCCAAAGGCGAUAUUGGUAUGGUAGGUGCACCAGGCCCCAGGGGAACCAAAGGUGAGCAGGGAGCUCAGGGUUUCACUGGAUCACCAGGUAGCCCUGGGGCUGUAGGUCCUCCAGGAACUCCAGGUCAUAAUGGUCCUCAGGGUCCAAAGGGCGCACAAGGCCAUGCUGGUGCCCCAGGACUUCCAGGUUCAAAUGGCGCCCCCGGACCAAAAGGACACACAGGCCCCGGAGGAGCACCAGGAAAAAGUGGUGAGAACGGAAGGCCAGGACCCAUGGGACCAAGCGGGCCCCCCGGUCCAUCAGGUCCUCCUGGGCUUAAGGGACAUCCAGGUCUUCCAGGCCCACCUGGUCCAGCUGGCUUGACAGCUAAGGGAAUUUCUGGUCCUCAGGGGCCACCUGGAAUUCCAGGUGCCAGAGGUCAAGAUGGUCACCCAGGACCUUCCGGUCCUCCUGGUCCACCUGGCCCUCCAGGAGAGAUAGUUUACCACCAUGAGAAGAGCAUGCCAAUCAAGUCCCACGAGGUUGUGAUGACUCAUGAGAUGAUGAAGGCCCCCAUGUCCGCCUUCAGUGCUGUGCUGACUACGGCUUACCCUCCAGCUGGAACCCCUAUUCAGUUCAACCAUGUUCUGUACAAUGGGGAGCACCAUUAUGACCCAAACAGUGGUGUGUUUACCUGCCAGAUCCCAGGUCUCUACUAUUUCAGCUAUCAUAUGCAUGUCAAUGGUGCCAAUGCACUGGUGGCCCUCUACAAAAACGAGGAGCCACUAGUUUUCACCUAUGAUGAGUACAACAAGGGCUUCCUCGAUCAGAUGUCAGGCAGUGCUGUUCUUAUGCUGCAGGGUGGUGACAGAGUCUAUAUCCAGGUCCCUGAUGAGGAGAGUAAUGGUAUAUUUGCAGCAGAUAAUGUUCACUGCUCAUUCUCUGGGUUCUUGAUUGCCUCAACGUGAUUUCACAAAUCCAAAUAAACCUCAAAAUCUUACAAAACAUUGAACUACUCAGAGAAUUACUUCCAAAUUCCAAAUUGAGAUUGUAGAUUAAAGAAAAAUAUGGUUGUACUUUUACCAAGUUUAACAGCCUUAUUUGAAUCUCUACAACAAUAAAAAGGUCUUCAAUUUGCUAACUAAUGACUUGACUGAAAGAGGUAUUAAUUCUGAGUAAAUUUUUUAAAUAUAUAGGUCAAAUUGAUCCCUUUCCCCAGUUCACCGUAUGUGCCUGCAAUUUUAAGAAACAUUAAACAAUAUUGGACGAUAUCGUAAGUGGUGCUUUACAACUGCCUGUAACAUUUACAGCAUGUCUUUUAUUUGUGUUUGUUUUUAUUAAUGUCUGUUGUUUAAGAAUUUUCCUGUAAUAUACAAGACACACAAAACUGUUAUACUAUGUUAUUAGACCAUCAGCACAUUCUCACAAGCACUGUGACCAGCCAAACAACACAGAAUGAGAAAUUCAAACUGCAUUUUUUUUUUCAAAACAACUACAUCCCAUUGGAUAUGUUAAGUUAUGUACAACUUAUUGACCAAAACACAGAAUAAAAGUUCUAGUUUGAAAAAGAAUUGUUUAUUGUGUAUGUUGUUCCCCUUAACUGUAUGGGUCUUUGACGUUAAGACAUUAGA
Messenger RNA from Micropterus dolomieu (smallmouth bass), 2735 nucleotides. RefSeq names its product collagen, type X, alpha 1b (gene col10a1b). The record is from RefSeq and is a predicted model, not a curated record. The transcript is spliced from 3 exons. The coding region runs from base 99 to 2072 and encodes 657 amino acids. Lineage: Eukaryota; Metazoa; Chordata; Actinopteri; Centrarchiformes; Centrarchidae. Gene Ontology annotation, molecular function: protein binding.